Molecule: messenger RNA, 1680 nt
Organism: Scutellospora calospora
Lineage: Eukaryota; Fungi; Glomeromycota; Glomeromycetes; Diversisporales; Gigasporaceae
Source: the annotation of a GenBank genome assembly
AUGGUACAAUCCUUACCUAGAGAAUGUCUUGAAGAAGUAUUUCAUUUACUUCAAAAUGAUAAAACUUCUUUACACUCUUGUCUUCUGGUUAACCGAUUCUGGUGUUCAAGUGCUGCUCCUUUCUUAUGGAGACGUCCUUUUAAACUUGCUAAAAAACCUUGUCCGGAACUAAUAGAAAUAUAUACUUCAUUAUUUGAUAAACGAGUUAAAUGUGAACUUAAGGUUGAAGGAAUCAAUAUACCAAUCUCAACUACUCCAAAAGUAUUUGAUUAUCCAAGUUUCUUACGUGAAUUCCGUUUUGACGAUUUAUAUGAAUCAACUUCUUCUUGGUUACAAGAUGGUUAUGAUAAAGGAAAACAAAUUAAAAGAGAAUCUGAAGUUUUUGAUGAUCUUCGUGUUAUUAAAAUAUUGGUAAAUGAACUUUGUAAACUAUUUUUUAGUAAAACUAAAGUUAUCGAAUCACUUUCACUCAAUACUCAACGUCUCGUUGGAUUAAUUGAUCGUCGAUUUUGGUCUCAUCAUCCUGGUGAUAUACAAUAUACUCCUACUAGUUUUGAAGAUUUUCGUGGUGCUUAUGGAUUUGAUGACCUUCUUAAAUUACCUUCUUAUUUUGGUGCAAAUUUAUGUUUACCUUUUUUACAAAAAUUUGAAUAUGGUGGUGAUGCUACCGAUGGAAAAAUUAUGAAAGUUCUAUCAAUGAUCUGCAAAAACCUUGAUACUCUUGAAAUAAGUUUUUCUUCAUGGCAAAGAAAACAUGCUGAUCCAAUGAUGAUGUUAAGUCUUUUACAAGCUCAAAAUUCAUUAAAACGUAUGGUACUUAGACGUGGUGGAUCAAAUUGUUUACCUAUUUUAAUAGAAGGAUUAAGAAGUCAAUCAAAUUCUUUAACUUAUUUAGAAUUUAAUGGUGCAGAUUUUAGAAUUUCUGUUUCACUUAAUUCUAUAUCAUAUUGUAUUAAUUUAGAAAUUUUAAUAUUUGAUAGAUGUUUAGGUUUAUCUGAUGAUAUUGUAGAACCUUUAUCAAAUUCAAAAUUUUUUAAAUUAAAAAAAUUUUUAUUUAGAAAAAGUAUUGGUUUUAGAGAUUUACGUACAAUUCUUGCUCCUGCUGAUAUUAGAUUAGGAAAAAAAGUUUGGAAUGUUAGAAGACCAUUAGGUAUAGUUGCAAGAGGUGUAGGUGAUUUUCCUCCACCAAUGAUUUUAUCAACAAUUUCAAUUUAUUGUCCUAAAUUAGUUAUAAUUGAAACUCAUAUAAGUAAAGAAACUUUACCUUAUUUAAAAUUAAUUCUUGAUAAUUGUUUAAAUUUAGAACAAAUUUUUAUUUCAAUCGGAACUGAAUUAAUGGAUGAUGAAAUAUUUUGGAAAGAUUUAUCAUUUAAAUUACCUAAAAAAUUAAGAAAUUUAAUGAUAGUAAUUGAAGGAACUUUUUGGUUAAUGGUAUUACAUUGGUUAUUAGGAAAUUGUAAAGUACCUUUAGAAAUUUUACAAUUUCCUAGAAGUAAUUGUAUUGAUGAUGAAUAUUUAUGUUUAAUUACUCAAUAUGCAAAAAGAAUUGGUUCAUUAAAAAGACUUGCAUUAGCAAAACGUACAAAAGUUAGUUCGGAAGGUAUGAGAAGAGCAUUAAUGGUUUUUGAAAGUAUUACUAAAACUGGUGAAUGGAUUGAGAAUGAUGAUAAUUUGAGAUAA